Molecule: messenger RNA, 3547 nt
Organism: Thamnophis sirtalis
Lineage: Eukaryota; Metazoa; Chordata; Lepidosauria; Squamata; Natricidae
Source: RefSeq, a predicted model, not a curated record
AAAUAGCAAUCCAGAAACCUGUUGUGACUUCAAAAUGGUUUUUCACGUAGAAGGGUUGAUAGCUAUCAUUGUGUUCUACUUGGCCAUCCUAUUUGUUGGAAUAUGGGCUGCUUGGAAGACGAAAAACAGUGGGAGUGAUGGAGAUCGUAGUGAAGCUAUUAUAGUUGGUGGAAGAGAUAUUGGCUUGCUAGUUGGUGGAUUUACCAUGACUGCCACCUGGGUUGGAGGCGGUUAUAUAAAUGGAACAGCUGAAGCAGUGUAUGUUCCAGAGUUUGGACUUGCCUGGGCCCAGGCACCCAUUGGGUAUUCGCUUAGUCUAAUUUUAGGUGGCUUGUUUUUUGCAAAGCCCAUGCGUUCCAAAGGGUAUGUGACAAUGUUGGAUCCAUUUCAGCAAACUUAUGGAAAACGGAUGGGAGGGCUUAUCUUCAUACCUGCCUUGAUGGGAGAAAUGUUCUGGGCAGCAGCCAUCUUUUCAGCGCUAGAUGUUAGGAGGAAUCCCAUGGCAAGCCUAUUUCCAGCGAGUCCUUUCUUCUUCAUCAGCUACGUAUGCACAAAUGCUCUCUUUUCUGGCAGCGUUUGGAUGUCUUACAAUGGCAAUACCUCCAGUGCUUAUUGGUGCCAUUGGUGCAUCAACAGAUUGGAAUCAGACUGAAUAUAUUGGUCACGACCCUAAAGCUGAAGAUAAAAGCGACAUGAUAUUACCAAUUGUCCUUCAAUAUCUUUGUCCAGUCUACAUUUCGUUCUUUGGCCUUGGGGCUGUGUCUGCUGCUGUAAUGUCUUCUGCUGACUCUUCCAUUUUAUCAGCAAGUUCUAUGUUUGCACGGAAUAUAUACCACCUUUCAUUUCGGCAAACUGCUUCAGACAAUGAAAUAGUUUGGGUCAUGCGGAUUACCAUUUUUAUGUUUGGAGCUGCAGCAACAGUGAUGGCUCUGCUAGCUAAUUCCGUAUAUGGUCUCUGGUACCUCAGCUCUGACCUGGUUUACAUUAUCAUCUUUCCCCAACUUUUGUGUGUUCUUUUUAUCAAAGGAACAAAUACUUACGGUGCCAUUGUAGGAUACUUACUUGGGCUCCUACUUCGAAUUACUGGAGGAGAACCUUAUCUAUCCUUAAAGCCUUUAAUUUUGUAUCCUGGUUGGUAUCAUGAUGAGGAGGGAUACGUUCAGAGAUUUCCUUUUAAGACAUUAGCUAUGCUUACUUCUUUCUUUACAAACAUUGCAGUAUCCUAUCUAGCAAAAUACUUAUUUGAAAGUGGCAAUUUACCACCCAAACUAGACUUCCUUGAUGCUGUUGUUGCAAAGUACAGUAAAGAGAACAUGGACAAGACUACUCUUGUGAAAAGUGACAAUAUAGUUUUAAAUGAACUCGCACCAGUGAACCCUCGACACAGUUUGACUCUGACCUCUACUUUUACAAAUAAAGAGGCCUUCAGCGAUCUGGAUUCAAGUCCAGAGGUAUCCACUGCAGACGAGAAAUGACAACAGCCCAGAUGAAGAGAAACACUGCAUUUGCCUCACCCAUAAUGCAACGGGUUUGCUGCCAUGGGAAAUUAAACGUAGCUUGAGAAGAAAUGGAUGGAGACAAGAAAAACAAAAACCACCCACUACCAUGUAGCUCUUUUAGUUUGUGUCUUGAAAGAGGAAAAAUUUGGAUUAAACUCUUAUACAGUAUUAUCAAAAACAUGUUCGGUAGAAUUAUAGUAUAUCUCAUUCCACCACAGUAUUUGAAUGUCAGUAGGAGAGAAAAUGCAACAUCCAGGAAAAAACAUUGGUUUCUUUAAAAUUUAUAUCACUAAUUUGCACAGCUAGAAGUAAUUUGCAAAUUCAGAAUCCCCAUUUUCCCAGUUCUCCUCCAUCUGCUAACUGACAGCUUUUAUUUUGCACAUCCUGGAGCAAGAUUGAGCUGCUGAAAGUCAGCAACAUUCCCAAAACUGCACCACUGAACGUUAACUUCAAGCAUAAAAAAUUAGUAGUGAAUCUUUCUUGGGUUUUUUAGAAAUAAGAAAUCAAAUGUUGUGUUAAGAUCCUAACAUUUUAACAUGCACAUUUUAAACAAAAUGUAAUAACACAAAGCCGAUAUGUAGCACUGCUAUUUUAGUGAUGUCAUUGGAAAAAAUGAGGUCAUCAACUGCUGUCCAAGCUUAUAGUUUGGAUGGAAUCUUCUUGAAAUAUAUGAUUAAUUUGUGUCACAUUUAAUAAGAAAAAUUAUGUUGAUUUCUUUAUCAACAUAAAAAAAAAUUGUCAAGAUUGGAAAAAACAAAGAUUGUUCCCUCGCCUUCAGAAUAGAUGGGGAAACACGUAUUCGAUAUUAGCUAGUGUGUCCUAUCUGGUAGCAAGUUAUUCAAUAAGGAAGAAAGGAACUUACAGAUUCUAUGAUCUCCAGCAAUAAAUCGUGCUCCUGUAAUUAAUAGAUUUAAAAAAACAUGUAUAUUUUAUAUCUCUUAAACUAUAGAUUCAGCCCCUUCCAAUUAGUAAAUUGAAAUAUUCUACUAAUAACAUUCUUUUCUUUCAUGAAAAUUAAGGUUUUUCUCUCAUCAGUUACCCCUUUAUAAAGCUUGAAAAAAUAGCAAUAUGUGAUGUAACCACCCUGGUUUUCAUGUAGUUAUAUAUCAAUCACACCUUGAGGGCUUUUUAAAAUAUUCAGAAUUCCUAAAUGGUGCUCAAAGUGACCUGGGAAGAGAACAAAAGUUUAAGCAUCUCUCUUUCUUCACAUUUUCUAUCUUUAAAACAGUCAUUAAAAAAAGCCAGCUGGUUAAUGCUUUCCAAGCAUGCUAGUUUUAAAUGUGAAGAGAGUUUAUUUUAUGUAUAACACUAUUCAAACGUUUGAUAUCCCUUUUGUCAUCUGAAAUGAUAUUCCUUGGCAGCAUUGAAUCAUCUGGAUUUUCAGCUUUUUUUUCCAUUGUGGAACAUUGCUAGGUAGCUAACUGCUUGAUUAGACUACGUUGACCUUGCAUUCAUAUCAUAGGUUUGUUUAACAUCUAACUGUGGAUUCACUGUGUGUGUAUAUGUGUGCUUCUCAUAUAACCUUUUGUAGUCAGUAUCAAUAUAAGCCUUGAUAACUUGCUAUCAUCCGUGCAUUCACCUAAUUAUAUCCAUGUUUCUCCAGAGCAGUUUUAAUUUGGAUAAAUGUGGUAUAUUGUUCUCUGAGCUAGGCCAUUAUUAAGCUUUUGUAUGUAUGCAAGAGGAUUUAUGCACCCUUUUGAAAUUUAUUAUAGGAAAAUAGCAGACAAAUGUGUUUCAGCAUUUGAUGCAUUCUCUUAAAUAUAUGAUGGAACAAUUAGGCUUUUGGAAAGCAAGAACACAUCCUCCAUUCACCAGUACCUAGAACAGGGUGGGAAACUAUGGCCCUUUUAUGACUUGUGGACUUCCACUCCCAGAAUUCUGGGAGUUGAAGUCCAAAAAUCAUAAAAGGGCAAUAGUUCGACACCUCUGAUCUAGAAUGACCAAUCAGUGCAAAAAAAAAAUAACUAGAAACCUGUAUGGUUGCUGACAGUUUCUAUUAAGCUUAUGAACUUCUUCUGUGUUGGCCUUGUACUCAUAAUAACAUUGGA